Molecule: messenger RNA, 3348 nt
Organism: Diatraea saccharalis (sugarcane borer)
Lineage: Eukaryota; Metazoa; Arthropoda; Insecta; Lepidoptera; Crambidae
Source: the annotation of a GenBank genome assembly
AUUCUCAAAAACAAUCUAGGCAUGGCAAAAUACAAUAUUAAAAUCUUUGUAAAAUCAUUUAACUUUUCGUGAUAACAAGUAUCAAGGUUAGCCAACUUCAUUUAAAUAGCAGCAAGCCAUAUAAUUCUAGUUAGUUCAACUUUGAUCCACUCCCCAAGCAGUGGAGAUUUUGAUACAAUAUAUUGAUGUUUUUGGCUAAUUAAUUUCAAUUAUGCCUCCAGUCUCCAUAAACGAAGAUGCUCCAAGGAAAAAGUUACGAGUGGCUAUCAUAGGUCAAAGUAGCUUCGCUGCAGAGGUAUUCAAGCUACUUGUUAAAGAUGGUCAUGUCAUAGCUGGAGUAUUUACAGUACUCGACAAAGGCAACAGAGAGGAUCCACUUGCAACUACUGCAGCUCAAAACGGUGUGCCAGUUUAUAAAUACAAAACAUGGCGAAUUAAGGGCAAAAUCAUACCAGAAAUUCUUGAAGAAUACAAAUCUGUGAAUGCUGACAUCAACGUGCUUCCAUUUUGCACGCAGUUUAUCCCCAUGGAAGUGAUCCUAUAUCCAAAAUACGAGAGUAUCUGCUACCAUCCCAGUAUACUGCCCAGACAUAGAGGUGCAUCUUCAAUAAAUUGGACGUUAAUAGAGGGCGACACUACAUGCGGCCUCUCUAUAUUCUGGGCGGACGAUGGCCUCGACACUGGACCUAUAUUACUGCAGAAGAGCUUCCCAGUUACCGUCGACGAUACCGUAGACUCUAUCUAUAACAAGUAUUUGUACCCAGAGGGUAUCAGAGCAUUAGCUGAGUCAGUAAACAUGGUGGCUAAUGGAACCGCACCUAGAAUAGUUCAAACUGAAGAUGGCGCCACUUACGAUCCUGCCUUAUUCAAACCAGAGAUGCAUAAGAUUGACUUCACUAAAGGCGGCGUAGCUUUACAUAAUUUCAUCCGAGGGUUAGACUCUUCGCCAGGGGCGACUGUCUUCAUCAAACCGCAGACAAGGGAAGGCGUAGAUGAAACUAGUGAGGCGACUGUAGAAUUGAAACUGUUUGGCUCUAGUCUAUGGCAAGGGGAAUAUGAAGCGGAGGGUGAUAAAGUUUUCAUACCGGGCUUGGACAAACCUGCCGUUAUACAUGACGCAGGUCUUUUAAUUACAGCAAAUGAUGGAGUUAAGCUUAAUGUUCAAAGACUCAAAGUGAACGGCAAAAUGAUAAAUGCACAGAAUUUUUACAAAAGAAAUGACGAUAAAGUUACAAUAGAACUAACGCCUGAAGAGAAACAAUUUGUUGAAGGAGUACGAGAUAUCUGGAAGGCUAUAUUACGUAUAGAUAUCAGUGAUGACACAGAUUUCUUUUCAUCCGGUGCUGGCUCUAUGGACGUAGUCAGACUUAUAGAAGAAAUUAAAGAUCUAUCAAAAUUAGAACUAUAUAAUGAGGAUAUUUAUUUAAACACAACAUUCAAAGAAUUCUAUGCCGCUGUUAUAUUGAAAUCUAGAGGAGUGUCUAAUGGCAAAGAUAUAGUUUACGAUGGAGUAGAAUUAGAAGUGAACAAAAUGAAGGUCAAAUUCCCUACUCAGUUGUUUAUAAAUGGUGUAUUUGUUAACUCUGAUAGUGGCAAGACAUUGUCUAUAGUGAACCCUAGUGAUGAGAGUGAGAUAUGUAAAGUGCAAAGUGCGUCAGUAAGUGAUGUCGACAGGGCAGUUAAUGCUGCUAAGAAGGCGUUUGAAGAAGGUGAAUGGUCGAAGAUAAGUGCUAGAGAAAGGGGACAGCUGUUAUUCAAGUUAGCAGAUUUAAUGGAGCAGCAUAAAGAGGAGUUAGCAACAAUAGAGUCCAUAGAUUCUGGCGCCGUGUACACUCUCGCGCUGAAAACUCACGUAGGCAUGUCCAUAGAGACGUGGCGGUACUUCGCUGGCUGGUGCGACAAGAUACACGGCUCCACUAUACCUAUCAACCAUGCGCGACCUAACAGAAAUCUGACGCUGACUAAAAAAGAACCUAUUGGUGUUUGCGGUAUGAUAACACCGUGGAACUACCCACUGAUGAUGCUCUCGUGGAAGAUGGCAGCUUGUCUAGCAGCUGGCAAUACUGUCGUCAUGAAACCCGCAGCGGUGUGUCCACUGACCGCGUUGAAAUUCGCUGAGUUAUCAGUAUUGGCUGGUAUACCAGCAGGUGUUAUCAACAUAUUGCCUGGUAGCGGGACGCUCGCAGGUCAUGCUCUAGCAUCACAUCCACUAGUCAGAAAACUAGCAUUUACUGGAAGUACCCCUAUAGGUCAGAAAAUUAUGACAUCGUGUGCAGCGUCUAACAUGAAAAAAGUGUCUUUGGAGCUGGGAGGUAAAUCACCGCUCGUCAUAUUCGAAGACUGCGAUCUCGACAAAGCCGUUAGAAACGGUAUGUCUUCAGUAUUCUUCAAUAAGGGCGAGAAUUGCAUAGCCGCUGGACGUCUGUUCGUCGAGGAGACUAUACACGAUGAGUUUGUUCGUCGCGUUGUCAACGAAACUAAGAAAAUGGCGAUCGGCGAUCCUCUAUGUCGAGGAACUGCUCACGGACCACAGAACCAUGAAGCACAUCUCGAUAAAUUAAUAGAGUUCUGCGAUCGUGGCGUUAAAGAAGGUGCACGACUUGUAUAUGGUGGGAAACGUGCUGAUCGCAAGGGAUAUUUCUUUACACCGACUAUCUUCACUGACGUCACAGACGAUAUGUAUAUAGCCAAGGAGGAAUCUUUUGGACCGAUCAUGAUCAUUAGCAAGUUUACCAGCAAAAACGUAGAUGAUGUGAUAAGGCGUGCGAAUAACACGGAGUAUGGUUUAGCAAGUGGCGUAUUCACAAAAGAUAUAUCGCGAGCGCUUCAAUUCGCUGAACGAGUGGAGGCCGGCACUGUCUUUAUCAAUACAUACAACAAGACUGACGUUGCCGCGCCGUUUGGUGGCUUCAAACAAUCUGGCUUCGGGAAAGAUCUAGGUCAAGAAGCACUAAACGAAUAUUUAAAAACAAAAUGUGUUACCAUAGAAUACUAAUAGAAUAUUUUUGGAUUCCCCAAUACUAGGAUAAUAUAUUUUAAGUAGAACUGACGCAAAUUAUUAAUUAUAUUGUUAAUUGUAAGUGAUGUGUGAACCACAAAUUAUUAUAAGAUAAUAAUAUUCUAAAAUUACUGAACGCCUCAAAUGUGUUACCAUUGCAUACUAGAUUUUAUUAAUAUAUUUUAAGUUUCCUAGGACAAUAUAUUUUAAGGAUAGCUGAUGUCAAUUAUUAAUUAAUUAUAUUGUAAAUGAUGUGUGAACCCACAAAUCAUCACUAUAAUAUAGUGCAAUUAUUGAAACUCUUAUUCAUUAUUUGUUACUGUAAAUAAAUAUAUACAAUGGUUUUAUGU